UUUUUUGCAGAAUUUAUUUGGUGCACAAGCACCGGUAGUCAAUAUAAUUAUAAUUACAUUAAACCACCUAAAACAAGCUGAUCAACCGCAAUCAAAUAUCUCAACAGGCUAAUAAUAAACGCCAGAGAGUGGCGCACAUCCGCCAAUUGCUCAACAUCAAGCGAGGAAAACACGGCGGAAAAAUGGAUCUGCUCGACUCAAUACUCAACGCCAUGGAUGCGCCGCCUGCCAACAACGAGCAACAGAAGACGCUGAUAAAGAAACAGCGCGAAAUGUUGGAGCGGAUGCAGAACAAACAGAAGGAGGAGCUCCUCCGAUUCCGAAAGUAUGUUGACGAACGGAUGGGGCGAUUCGCCAAGGACGACAGGCGAUGCAUCGAGUUCCAGCCGCUGGAUAAAGUGCACCGCUCGGUGAUCCACGAAGUAGCCGAAAAUGGCGGCUUCAUUGCCAUGAGCUUUGGCCGCGAGGAUGUGGACCGACAUUCGGUUGUGUACAAAAAGGAGCAUGCUCCUGGCGAGGAUGAGGUCACGGCCCGUCGGAACGGAGACGGCUGGACCGAGGAGAUAGCCAAGGAGUACGCGGAGCGACGACGGGAACGAUUGGCGCAGGAGCAAAGUGACAAAGAAGCCUCCACAUCCGAAGCAGCAAGUUCAGUCUCAUCCACGUCUGCAGCCGCGGAUCAGGACUCCGGCGAAGUUAAGCCCACGACCAACUACAAGGCCAAGUAUGCCCACCUCAUCGGAGAGUCGGCCGCAUUGCAGGCGGCCCGUAAGACGGAGACCAACCAAAGUUACGGAUUCGUGCCCAGCAAGAACAAGAAAGAUGUGCGCUCCAUCGAACAAACUUUGGCCGACAUCCAGGCCAAAAAGCGUCUGCGAUUGGCUCAGCAGCAGGAGCUGGAGCAAGAGCAGCAACCGCAAGAGGCAACCACAUCCACAGAGGACCCAUGAGUCGCCUGGAAACCAAUUAGUAUACAGAUAGCUCACUUAAUGCAAGACUGUCGCAACCAAAAAAAAGGAUUAUACUUCAUACAUCAGAAUCAGACAUGACAUGCUCGUCUUGUUCGCUAACUCCUGCUCGAUAACAUCGAUAAUAUUUAACAAAACAGAGCAUUCAUCAUUUUUAGAGGGCCAAAGAUUUAUAAAUUUGUAGUAUUUAUACUAUCUUUUGCUCACAUUAUUCGUAUUUGGUAAAAGGAAAUAGGCUUGAUACUAAUUUUUAUCUUAGGUUAGCUCCAUUAAAUUAAAUGCCCUUUUUUUGAGUAAUGACAGCCUUGUAUCGAGUGAGAUUAGUUUUGUUGAUUCAGAUUAGUCACAUGAAAGGUCUCUGACUGCCAUGUAAAUCAUAAGUAAUAAGCAAUUUCAUUUGUUGGCCAAUUAAGAUCCGAAAGUUGUAAAUGUUUUAAGCAAGUUAUGUGUCCGUAGCAGAGUCCGAAUCGCAAUAUCUAUUUAUAUAAUAAAAACCCAAAAAAAAA
Messenger RNA from Drosophila sechellia, 1474 nucleotides. RefSeq names its product sperm-associated antigen 7. Gene Ontology annotation, molecular function: nucleic acid binding. The record is from RefSeq and is a predicted model, not a curated record. Bases 183 to 950 code for a protein of 255 amino acids. NCBI's taxonomy places the organism in Eukaryota, Metazoa, Arthropoda, Insecta, Diptera, Drosophilidae. The transcript is spliced from 2 exons.